UUACGCAGCUGCCAGGACUCUUCAGGCUUUUCCCGCGCCCCGCCCCCCUGGCCUAGGAGGGCCACUUCCGUUCGGGUAAGAUGUCGGCCGCCAUCGCUGCCCUCGCGUCAUACGGGGGCUCGGAUUCCGAGUCCGACUCGGGCUCGGAUGCUGAAGGAAGGCCCGGCCUUUCCGCUCAGGUCGCCGGGGCUGACGCUGUGCUUCACUUGGCGGCUGCGGCGGCGCCCGCUGCGCAACAGGUGUUGCUGCCGGUGGUGGACUCGGCCCCAGCAGUGUCGGUCAAGGAAGAUGUGGAAACCGGGGUUCAUCUUGAUCCAACCACCAAGGAAGUUCAAUAUAAUCCAAAGUAUGACACCAUGUUUGCACCAGAGUUUGGGCCAGUCAAUCCAUUUAGAACUCAACAGAUGGCCGCUCCCAGGAACAUGCUUUCUGGAUAUACGGAACCAGCACAUAUUAAUGAUUUCAUGUUUGAACAACAGAGGAGAACAUUUGCAACUUAUGGAUAUGCACUAGAUCCUUCCAUAGACAAUUAUGAAGUAUCUACUAAAUAUAUUGGAUCCGUAGAAGAAGCAGAAAAAAAUCAAGGUUUAACAGUGUUUGAAACAGGACAAAAGAAAAUAGAGAAAAGGAAAAAAUUCAAAGAGAAUGAUGCAUCUAAUAUAGAUGGCUUCUUGGGACCUUGGGCAAAAUAUGUUGAUGAAAAGGAGGUUGCAAAACCUUCUGAAGAAGAACAGAGGGAACUGGAUGAAAUAACUGCAAAAAGGCAGAAGAAGGGCAAACAUGAAGAUGAUAAACCUGGAGAAGAAAAGACAGUUUUGCAUGUCAAAGAAAUGUAUGACUAUCAAGGGAGGUCUUAUCUUCAUGUUCCUCAGGAUGUUGGUGUUAACCUACGUUCGACAGUGCCCCCUGAAAAAUGUUACCUUCCUAAGAAACAAAUCCAUGUAUGGUCAGGUCAUACAAAGGGAGUCAGUGCCGUCAGGCUAUUUCCUCUUUCCGGCCAUCUGCUCUUAUCUUGCUCCAUGGACUGUAAAAUUAAGCUCUGGGAAGUGUACGGUGAACGAAGAUGUUUGAGAACAUUCAUUGGACACAGUAAAGCGAUUAGGGAUAUAUGUUUUAACAAUGCUGGGAACCAAUUCCUCAGUGCUGCAUAUGACCGCUAUCUCAAACUGUGGGACACUGAAACAGGACAGUGUAUUUCAAGAUUCACCAACAGGAAAGUUCCUUACUGCGUCAAAUUCAAUCCCGAUGAAGAUAAGCAGAAUCUUUUUGUAGCAGGAAUGUCGGAUAAGAAAAUUGUACAGUGGGAUAUUCGAAAUGGAGAAAUCGUUCAGGAAUACGAUAGACAUUUGGGGGCUGUCAACACCAUUGUUUUUGUAGAUGAGAACCGAAGAUUUGUGAGUACAUCGGAUGACAAGAGUUUAAGAGUCUGGGAAUGGGACAUUCCAGUCGAUUUUAAGUACAUAGCAGAGCCAAGUAUGCACUCAAUGCCAGCAGUGACUUUAUCUCCAAAUGGAAAAUGGCUUGCCUGUCAAUCAAUGGACAAUCAGAUUUUGAUUUUUGGAGCUCAAAACAGAUUCAGGCUAAACAAAAAGAAAAUCUUCAAAGGUCAUAUGGUGGCAGGCUACGCUUGCCAAGUAGAUUUUUCACCUGAUAUGAGCUAUGUGACCUCAGGUGAUGCAGAUGGAAAGUUAAAUAUCUGGGACUGGAAGACAACAAAACUCUACAGUAGAUUAAAAGCCCAUGACAAAGUCUGCAUUGGGGCAGUGUGGCACCCACAUGAAACAUCCAAAGUGAUCACUUGUGGAUGGGAUGGUCUCAUUAAACUGUGGGACUGAAGGCUGAACUAUAGACCCUUUUGCCCUCUCUAAUCAGACAAUUAAUACAUGAUAUUUCAGGAUCCAUAUGCUACAACAAAUAAAGUCUGAAAUAAGGACAUUAAUAUGACUGAUUCAAGUAUUCAGUGUUAGAAUGUGCACCCAGCACAUUGGAAAUCAGACAUUUGAAAUGUUGCAAAUCACUGCACAAAUUGACUAAAUAUGCUGGUCCUUCCAGAUAUUAAAAGAAUUAAAAUGGAGAGAGGUACCUACAACUUUUUUAUUUAAUGAAACGAAACUGAAGCCAAAGCCUCACAAACUUCACUCUGUUUUCAAAUGAAGAAUUUGGAAGAUUUUUUUUUUCAUGUUACCAUAAUAUUAAUCUAUUAGGAAGGUUUUUCUUAACCUGUUGGGAAUCUUAACACAGUUGCUAAAUAAAAUAGGAUAUUGUUUCCAUGUAUAUUUUAUAGAAAUUGCUACCCAGAUGUUUUUCGGCUGGGGGUGGGUGGGGGUUAAUAAAAAGUGUUAGUCAUGUGGAAAUACUUAAAGGUGUAAAUAAAUUGCAGCCCCCAGGAGAAAAACAGUCUGCUUUGUCCAGUCUUUCAGCAUAGAUACAGAAUCCACCCUAAUGCAGAGCAUCUGUCUGAUUGUAUCUGAGGAACCGCGUUUCAUAAUCCCAUAGAAAAAAACUGUUGUGUUUGCCGAUGCAUUAGUUUCAAAUAUAUGCUCAGACAUUUUAUCUAUACUGAUCAUUACUGCUUUUUGUUUCAUUUUGUAUCGUUUAAUCCUUAUAGAAAGUCAGACUAUCAUUCAAGGUUUUCAAUUUUAUAAUACAGAAAUUCAGAGAACACAAUACAGGUAUAUAAAAUGUUUAAGAAGUACUUUACCAAAUGUUAUUUCAGGCAUUUUAUCAAAAAUCCAGUCAGCCAAUGGAAUUGGUACAAUGGCAGCCAUUGCUGUCAGAUUCACGAUCAUAUUCCAACUACAGACUUGUAUAUAGGCUUUUAAAUAUGUUUAUUAUUUUUGCUUGUUUAUUUUACAAAGCAUGUUUCUUUUGUGCUCAACUACUGUACAGAUAUCUCCGUUCUUAUUUUUACAAAAUUAUUUUUAAUAAAUGCUUUAUAUAAAAAUGCAGGUUUUAACUUAGCACACCACCUGAAGCAUUGUGCAUUUUAAAAUGUUUGUUUGGUAUAGUUAUCACUGAAGCAUGAAUCGGUUUUACCUGAAUUUAUGGUAUUGGAAGCUUAUGAAAGAGCAGCUUUUUGUGGUGCACAUCUUUGGUGUCAAAAGUAGAGUGUAUGGCAGGUAUAUGUUGUUUCACAUUAAAAUGGUGUGCCGUACUGCCCUUCUGUUGGCAGAAUGCAUCUGUGUAACGAUGAACUCUUCACAACUUGUCUACACAUAUUCUGUGUGUGUAUUUUCCCAAAUAUAUCUCCAAAUUGGUUUUGGAGAGAAAGGAUUAUUUAUUGCUUCAUGUUGUGUAAGCAUAGAAAAUAGAGAAAGUGGCAUAAACUGAUGUGUAUGAACUAUGAAAGUAUCCUGAUCACCGCAUGUGCUUUUAUCUGAAAGUCAUUAUGUACGAAUUUCUCAAAUACCAUCAGGCCUACCACAGAAGGAUGGGUAUGGCAAUAGAGUGGCUUGGGAAGCAGUAUUAGCUUUCUCACAAAUUUCAUUUUGUAUUCAAAAAACACUAUGAACUCUCUUGUAUUUUUACAUAUUUAUAGAAAUCAAGGAGUUAAUAGAUUGUAUUUCUUGUAUGAUUAAUGUAUCAUUAUUCUUCUGUCCUCAAGUCAAGUUUGUAUGUAAGGGAAAAUAUAUUUAAUAGUGCAAAGGGCAGAAAAUAGCCAAAAUUAAACUUUUACUGCAAUCUGGCUCCCAUAUAAAAAUUGUUCUUAACUUGUGUCUGCUUAUGCUACAUAAUUUACACCAACUGGAAAUGAAAUUUAUAUAAGCAUGCUGUUUCAAACUUAUGGGCUUAGGUAGAUGAUCAGGUGCUGCAUUUUAAUAAAAGUUCAGUUAAUUUCACCUUUCA
Molecule: messenger RNA, 3846 nt
Organism: Pseudonaja textilis
Lineage: Eukaryota; Metazoa; Chordata; Lepidosauria; Squamata; Elapidae
Gene: CDC40
Product: cell division cycle 40
Biological process (GO): mRNA splicing, via spliceosome
Cellular component (GO): catalytic step 2 spliceosome
Molecular function (GO): mRNA binding; protein binding
Source: RefSeq, a predicted model, not a curated record